UUUCAUUUCGUACGGCAUCAGCGCUACUUUGCGUGCCGUAUAAAGACGUUUAAAGCUAACCCGUCCGUUCGAAUUCGUCUAGGAAACCGUCUGCUGUCUGCGUAUACACUUCGCAAUCAUGUCUAGCAAAAAGAAUAAAAAGCAGAAAUGGAUGCCAAUUGAAACUGAAGUCAUCUCAAUCGCUAGUGGUACAUGCUGGGCUGAUGAAGUAGAGAAAGAACAAAAUGCAUUUGGUGGUUUUGGAUUCGAACCUAAACCAUUAAACCUUCCUAAGGCACCAAGAGCAGCUUGUGAAUCUAUUAUUGAUGAAAGCACUGUACCUCAGGAUGGACCAUUCUUGGUUCAUAUGUCAAAUUUACAAUUUGAAAUUGAUGAAGAUGAUAUCACAACUUAUUUUAAAGGACUUAAAAUUGCCAAUAUAAAAUUACCCCGGAAUGACAAUGGACGUAAUAAAGGAUAUGGUUAUGUGGAGUUUGAAGAAAGGAAAGAAUUAAUUACUGCUCUUGGUAUGGAGAACUUGAUCCGUGGACGUCGUGUGCGAGUUGAAUUAGCUAGUGGUAUGCAAGAUUCUAGAAAUGCUUUUCAGAGAGGUAGUCGUAUGGGUAUGGACUUCAAAAGUGAUGAACCUGGUGAUUGGCGAUCAACUAUCCGAAGUUCAACUACUGAUGAUAGAGGAGGGUUUACUAGGAGACGAGAUGGUGGUGCUUUUGAUAAAGACCAUGAUAGUGAAAGAGAUAAUGGUCCUUGGAGAGGGGCUAGGCGUAAUGUUGAUGAUGAUGUUCCUGUUGGUCGCAAACCAUUUAGUGAUCGUCGUUUUGAUGAUUCUGAGGGUGGUAGGAGACCAUUUGGUGAUCGUCGAACAGAUGAUUCGGAUAGUGGAAGAAGACCAUUUGGUGAUCGACGUUAUGAUGAUUCUGAUAGUGGAAGGAGACCUUUUGGUGAUCGCCGUGAUGAUGUUGAAGGAAGUCGUAAACCAUUUGGUGAAUCCAGGCGUGGUUUUGGUUUUAAACGAGAUGAUGAUUUACCUGAAAUAGGGGGUGAUAAUACUUCAAUACCACAAGAACGACCGAAGCUCAUAUUGAAACCAAAGACUGUUGAUCCUAAUGCACCAAAGACUGAAGCACCAAGUUAUGUUGCUGCAGCAUCUAUAUUUGGAGCAGCUAAACCAGUUGAUACAGCAUCAAAAGAGAGAGAAAUUGAAGAAAAACUUUUAGCCAAACACGAAACAAAAGCUCACCCUUCAUUAUCUGCUGCUUCUUCAUUAACCAAUUUGAAUGAAGUUUCUGAUGACAAGAGUCAAGAAGAGACAGAAGUAGUUGUCAAGCCAUCUCAGCCCAAGCCAGUUGAAACAUGGAGGCGAAGAAGCCCACGGCGUCAAAAUGAUGAUGAUUGUCCACCACGAAGAAGGACUUCUCCUGAACGCAAUCCAAGAUAUGAAGAAGCUCCUCCUCCACGAAUAAAUGCAUGGGAAAAACAUUCUUUGAAUAAAGAAUUAGUAUCAUCUGAUGAUAAUGUGUGCAACGGAACAAUUCCACCACCACCUGUCGAGGAGCAAAAUGAUACUCCUAAACUUAAUGUUUACAUUCCACCAAAUCUUCGUAAAAAAAUUCCGGAUGAAGAAGCUGUUCCAGAUAGAGCAGCUGACGGUUCAGAAAUUGUUGAAUCUGUUGUCAUAGAAGCUCCCAUUAAUGAUGUAAGAACUGAUCCUGAUGGUCAGUCAAGUGAACCUGAUGUAGCAAAAGAUCUACCAGUCAUUGAUGUUGCCAAAGAUCAAUCUGUUGCUGAAACAGAUGUAGACAAAAAUGAUUCUGGGUUUAUUGAAUGUGAUAAAUCAAAAAAGAAGCCUAAAGUUGCUAAAAAAGUAGUACCAGAAAUAGAAGUAAAGAAGAAAGAUAUUAUUGUAACUAAAGAGCAAAAAAAAUCUACUAGUAACAAAUUUGCUGCACUUGAUGAUGGUUCCAAUGAAUAGAAAAUAUGUUUUAUUUUAUGUCAUUCAAAUUGUUAUAUAUAAAAGAUAUACAGAGUGCUUGUACCUUUUAAGAUUCCUAAACUGCCAACUUAAUUCUUUCUUUAUAAUCUCUUUUUUUUCAUUACAUUAAUGUUUGCUAGAAACGUAAAAAUUGUAAAUUUAAUAGUGAUAUUUAUGUGUUGUGGUGACAUGAUGUGUCUGUUGUACCGCAUUCAUCUUAAUUUAUAAAUUAUACAAAUUAAGUUUUACAUUUUCUAAUUUUUUUUUCUAAUUGCACAAUAGGCUCUAACGCA
This is a messenger RNA of Sipha flava (yellow sugarcane aphid), 2262 nucleotides long. RefSeq names its product eukaryotic translation initiation factor 4B (gene eIF4B). NCBI's taxonomy places the organism in Eukaryota, Metazoa, Arthropoda, Insecta, Hemiptera, Aphididae. The transcript is spliced from 12 exons. Gene Ontology annotation, molecular function: RNA binding. Bases 119 to 1969 code for a protein of 616 amino acids. The record is from RefSeq and is a predicted model, not a curated record.